Messenger RNA from Ipomoea triloba (trilobed morning glory), 855 nucleotides. RefSeq names its product protein LSM14 homolog B-A-like. Gene Ontology annotation, molecular function: mRNA binding. The transcript has 5 exons. Gene Ontology annotation, cellular component: P-body. The record is from RefSeq and is a predicted model, not a curated record. Gene Ontology annotation, biological process: cytoplasmic stress granule assembly; P-body assembly. Bases 1 to 855 code for a protein of 284 amino acids. Lineage: Eukaryota; Viridiplantae; Streptophyta; Magnoliopsida; Solanales; Convolvulaceae.
AUGGCGGAAGAGGCGGCCAUUAAAGCUGCUGCGGAUUCUUGCAUUGGAAGUCUCAUAAGCUUAACAACGAAGUCUGGUAUGAGAUACGAAGGCUCUAUGCUUCACGUCGACGCUCAGGAAUGCACCAUAGCCCUUCACAAUGUGAAAUCUUUUGGAACCGAGGGACGAAGGCCUGUUUUUGUCGUUUCUCCAAGCGACAAAAUCUACGACUACAUAGUUUUCGAUGGCAAUGAUAUCAAGGAUGUGCGCGUUAUAUCUUCGCCAUCUUCUCCACCAAGUGUCCCAUCUCUGCUUGAUGAUCCUGCUAUAAUCGAGUCUCGCGAUUCACUUCCUCCACCGAUGCAUACUGGCUUGUUGGCAUCUACUAGUGCUGUUAAAGCACCUAAUCAGCAGUUUACUAAAGAAGCUGCUGCUUCUAUUAUUCCUGGACUACUACCUGUCCCUAGUACAUCUCUGAUGAACAAGGUGUCAAGAAAGUUUGUCUUGCCCUCAGAUUUGCUUCCUAAUGUGGCUGCUGCAGCUUCACUGUCUCUGCAAUCCAGUCUUGGACAGGUUGCUACUCCACAAUCUGGGUUUUCACCUGUCUCUGGACCUCUCUCACCAAAUUAUCCACAUGGUGUUCUUUCUGGAGUGAUAAUGGGUUCUGCUUCGAAAACUGCUGACAAUGUCAGUGCUGUUCCAGCUUCGAGAGUCUACUCUCUGGUUUCUGGUCGGAAACCAGAUGAUGGUUUUCAAUCGGAAAUAAGCUCUGGUUUUCAAUCGGAAAAGAUGAAGAAGGCCUUUGGUUUGUUGCGAUUGUGUAGCAAGAAGAGUGAAGAUGGAGAAGGAGGGAGUAGAUCAGUUGGUUUAGAAUAG